AUGACCUCAAAACGACGAGCGGCCGCCGCAGGUUCCCCAGAUAUGAAGUUUCGUAGAACGAAACGCCGAAAGGUUUCCGACGAUGAUAUCAUUCCCGAAGAGUCAAAUCGUGCGUCGUCGCAUCUGGACUCAGAGCCACCAGACGAAGCAGAUCAAACCCCGGAUUCGCAGGCCGAGUCCGAAGCCGAAGCUGAGUCCGAGGUAGAUUUUGAAGGGGAUAGCCUUCAGACUGCACAGGACAAGAUUAUGUCCGAGUUGACCCGGCUCAAAGAUUCCGAUGGCGAAGAUGUUUCCUACCCGUUCAUUGGAAAACCAGACCGGAAUCUGUAUCGCGAUUAUUAUGAGAUCAUUCAACAUCCCGUGUCCUUGCGGAGCAUCCAAAAGAGAGUCCGUGGUACAGACAGCAGGAAGAAUUCAUCCAGAAAGACCGCAUAUCCUACAUGGGAGUCCUUCGAAGAGGAGGUCAGCUAUGUAUGGCGAAAUGCUAGAGAGUACAACGAAGAUGACAGCGAUAUUGCUAUUCUCGCGGGAGUUUUGGAGGAGCACUUCCACCGACGGGUUGCGGAAGCCAAAAAGCUUGUUCCGAAUCCCCCUCAGGUAGAUGGAACCCCUGAGAUUUCUCGCAUCAAACUGAAAGUGGGCACACCUGUGCCCCAAACGGCGCAGAGGUUAACAUUGAAAAUGCCUGGGCAGAGUUCCGAUACUAUAUCCAAGGACGAUGGACAACCCUCAGAUGAGACAUCCAAGAUCGAAUCCCAAGGCCAUAAGCAAGAUAUUGCCGGAGCUGGAUUAGCAGGUCAAGAAAUCAGUAGAUCUUCUCGAGGAUGGUCUCUUGGAGGGCAACUUGACAGUUCCAGGACGAGCAAAACAACCACACCAUCUGUCUCAGAGCAACAACAGAAUGGCUCCACGAGUGCGCAAGGUUUACCGAGCUCGGCGACAAAUGCAACUGCCCUGGCAAUGUCCACCUCGCAAAAUGCACCCAAUGCAUCUUCUUUUGAUGCCUCUUCAGAUGUCACUCGGUAUUCAUCUUCAGGUUCUGCCCAUGCUCCCUACCAGCCGCAUUUUAGCUCAUCGCCCAUGGAUUCGAUUUUGAGGCGAUCAGGCCAAGAACCAAGGAUGGCUCUGAUCCGUAAUGUUCGAAUUCUUACACAUGCCUCUUUGUCGUUGCAACACGACUUUUGCUUAGAUAUCCCGCCUUCGUCGAUUCUUUCACAACAGAAUAUCACAGUCCAUCUUCCUCCAUCGCAUAAUGUACUGACGGUCAGGCCUCGUUUAGCGCCCAGUACUACCCAGCGACAGGUAAAAAUGGUCGCACUUAUGGGUAUACAACGUCUACAUUCAUCGGGCGAUGCAAAUACACACUCAUAUGAUAUUCAUCUGCACCCUGGUAUGACGAAGGUUGACUUGGAAGCUAUUGCUGGGCCGGCCAGAGGAGUCCCGAAAUCUGGCCCCCCUGGGUCAGAUGUUGAUUAUGAACGUGUCACUCUAUUCUUUAAUCUGCUACGUUAA
Messenger RNA from Penicillium vulpinum, 1512 nucleotides. Its product is annotated as bromodomain-containing protein. The transcript has 6 exons. Gene Ontology annotation, biological process: chromatin remodeling. Gene Ontology annotation, cellular component: RSC-type complex. Bases 1 to 1512 code for a protein of 503 amino acids. Gene Ontology annotation, molecular function: protein binding. The record is from RefSeq and is a predicted model, not a curated record. Lineage: Eukaryota; Fungi; Ascomycota; Eurotiomycetes; Eurotiales; Aspergillaceae.